AAAGGAAAAAAAAUCCAGAGAAAGUAGAGAAUACAAAAGAAACUCGGAAAGAAAGAAAGAAAAUGAAAAAGCAACAAAAUAACAACAGUAAAAUUAGCUAACAAAACACCACCACCACCAUGAUAACAAGGGCAGCGACAACAACAUCAGCAACGAAUGAUUUGAUUUUUGUUUGUUGUUUAAUCCAUCAUUGUUUGAACUGAAUCUCAAACUCUAUUUUUCUUUGAGAGAAAAAUCAGUAGCUCAACUGUCGUUGUUGAAGUAUUGUUGAUGGGGAAUGUUAUGUGGAAUUUCUAGAUCAUACUCCGAUCUUAUUACUUUUUGAUCCGGCUGAAUAGUUUGUCAAUCUUGGAGAAAAUCAUCAAGAGAGAAAGUUGUAUGAGGUGGGUUUGAUGUUUUUGUUCAGAUAAGCGAGGGCUUCUUUUCAUCUGAGUCAGAGUGGAACAUUUCUUGAGUUGAGUAGAGAUGACCUUGGUGUUUCGGUAACGAAGAAGGUUAGAGGCCUUGAAUUGUGACUUCACAUUGAUUGAUGCAACCUGGUUUUCCCAUUCAGUGAAUUGUUCAUUCAUGCUGUUUUGGCUUUGAAGGAGGAACAAUUAUUGGAUUCUUAAGCUUGAGAGAAAUAGAUACCAUCAUUCAGCUUGAGUUAUGAUCAAACAGAUACUUAAUAGGCUCCCUCGGAAGCCAUCUAAAUCGUCUGACAGUCGUGAAGGUGGGGGGACCUCUACCUCAUCUUCAAAUGCUUCAACCAGUCCAAGAAACAGUGAUUCCAGUAAUCGUUAUGCCAAUCAAAAGAGUGCAUCUCAUCCUGGGAACAAUUUCAACAGUAAUGUAGGAGUCAAUCAUGCAAAUAAGUUUGCCCAGGUUGUAAAUUCAAAGCUUAAUGGGAAUUCCUUGGUUUCUUCUUAUGAUGCUUUGCCUAGUUUUAAGGAUGUUCAUAACUCUGAGAAGCAGAAUUUGUUUAUCAAGAAACUGAACCAGUGUUGUGUUAUCUUUGACUUCAAUGACCCAACAAAGAAUGUCAAAGAAAAGGACAUCAAGCGACAAACACUAGUAGAGCUUGUGGAUUAUGUUUCUUCUGCAAAUGGAAAAUUUCCAGAAACUGUCAUGCAGGAAAUGGUAAAGAUGGUGUCCCUAAAUUUGUUUAGAGCCCUCACUUCUCCACCCCGUGAAAAUAAAGUUUUAGAAGGCUUCGAUUUGGAAGAGGAAGAGCCCUCAAUGGACCCUGCAUGGCCUCAUUUGCAAGUAGUGUAUGAAUUUCUUUUGAGGUUUGUGGCAUCACCAGAGACAGAUGCAAAAUUGGCUAAGAGGUACGUUGAUCACUCUUUUGUUCUCAGAUUGCUAGACCUUUUUGAUUCAGAGGAUCCAAGAGAGAGGGAGUAUCUGAAAACGGUUUUGCAUCGAAUCUAUGGGAAAUUCAUGGUCCAUCGUCCCUUCAUUAGGAAAGCAAUCAACAACAUCUUUUAUCGUUUCAUUUUUGAAACCGAGAAGCAUAAUGGGAUUGCAGAAUUGUUAGAAAUUUUGGGAAGUAUAAUUAAUGGGUUUGCCCUGCCGUUGAAAGAGGAGCACAAACUCUUUCUUGUUCGAGCUCUAAUUCCACUUCAUAAACCAAAAUGUGUAGCCAUGUAUCAUCAGCAGCUAUCUUACUGCAUUACGCAGUUCGUGGAGAAAGAUUGUAAGCUUGCUGACACUGUUAUACGAGGUUUGCUAAAAUAUUGGCCAAUUACAAAUAGUACUAAAGAGGUCAUGUUCUUGGGUGAACUGGAGGAAGUGUUGGAAGCAACACAACCUGCAGACUUUCAGCGCUGUAUGGUACCCUUAUUCCGGCAGAUUGGCCGUUGCUUGAGCAGUUCACAUUUUCAGGUGGCUGAGCGAGCAUUGUUCUUAUGGAAUAAUGAUCACAUUGAGAACCUGAUCAAACAUAAUCGCAAAAUUAUACUGCCAAUAAUCUUCCCUGCCUUAGAGAAAAAUUCAAGAAAGCACUGGAAUCAGGCUGUGCAGAGCUUGACAAUCAAUGUCCGCAAAAUCUUCUCUGAUAUUGACCCAGAGCUGUUUGAGGAGUGCUUGGUCAAAUUUCAAGAAGACGAAGCACAAGAGGAAGAGAUGAAAUCAAAGCGUGAAGCCACAUGGAAACGCUUGGAAGAAAUUGCUGCAAUGAAAGCUUCAAGUAAUGAACCUGUGCUCAUCUCCCCCAAAAUAGCUACACACCCACGAUCCGGCUGAGUGGUUAACGCUGUGAUUGGCAAUUGCUGGAUUUUUCAGUUUUGCAAUUGUUAUGCAGGCCAUAGGUGGAUAUGAUUUCUGGAAGUAGAAGGCCAAGACUUCCCUUGCUUUUGGUGGGACUGGUGCCGCUGCUGCAGGUUAAAGGUAGCCCCAUUUUGGUCUAUUAUCCAUACUACAUAUAUUGUGGAUUGGGAAAGCAAAACAAUUGGGUGCUGCUAAACCUGAAUGUCAUGAGAUGAUUUUCUGAAAAGUGGCCAGUCAGAAUUUCUCUUAUUUCUGUUUUCUUGUCGUUUGAAUUUGCGUUACUGUAAGUACACUCCAAUGUCCAGUUAUUUAUAUGUAUCAUUAAACUUUCCUGCC
This is a messenger RNA of Mangifera indica (mango), 2583 nucleotides long. RefSeq names its product serine/threonine protein phosphatase 2A 57 kDa regulatory subunit B' theta isoform-like. The record is from RefSeq and is a predicted model, not a curated record. The transcript has 4 exons. Bases 649 to 2223 code for a protein of 524 amino acids. NCBI's taxonomy places the organism in Eukaryota, Viridiplantae, Streptophyta, Magnoliopsida, Sapindales, Anacardiaceae. Gene Ontology annotation, biological process: signal transduction. Gene Ontology annotation, cellular component: protein phosphatase type 2A complex. Gene Ontology annotation, molecular function: protein phosphatase regulator activity.